Molecule: messenger RNA, 801 nt
Organism: Wyeomyia smithii (pitcher-plant mosquito)
Lineage: Eukaryota; Metazoa; Arthropoda; Insecta; Diptera; Culicidae
Exons: 2
Coding region: 1-801 (266 amino acids)
Biological process (GO): DNA integration
Molecular function (GO): nucleic acid binding
Source: RefSeq, a predicted model, not a curated record
AUGCGGAUGGUGCAGUGGCAGGUGUUCCCCGAAGAAAUGGUUACGUUGGAAAGGUAUCGAUCGCAUCCAGAUAAGUCCAGUAGUUUGUAUGAGUUGUCACCAACGUUGGAUGAGUACGGAGUUAUGCUUGGAGGAUUGGAGCUGCACCUCAUGCAUCGUUUGACGCUAAAUAUCCGGCUGCGGGCGGUCGUAAGGCAAGUAGCUGCAGCAUGUCAGUGGUGUAUCGUGAAGAAAGCAACUCCGAAAGUACCUCGGAUGGCACCGCUUCCUGUGGUACGAUUGUCGUCAUUCACUCGACCGUUUACGUACACCGGUAUAGAUCUGUUUGGUCCAUUGCUAGUGAAAGUUGGAAGAAGUGUUGCAAAGCGUUGGAUCUGCUUGUUCACAUGCCUGACUAUCCGUGCCGUUCAUGUCGAGGUUGUCCCCACUCUUACUACCUCAUCUUGUGUGAAAUCUAUACGACAGUUCGUCUGUCGACGCGGUUCACCUGCCGAGAUUUAUUCGGACAACGGCACUAACUUUCAAGGUGCCGAGCGAUUACUACGAGAACAACUCACAAAUAUACAAAACGAGCUGGCGGAAACAUUCACUAACUCACAUACAAAAUGGGUUUUCAUACCACCCGCGGCACCCCAUAUGGGCGGUGCAUGGGAAAGGAUGGUGCGAUCGAUUAAGUCAGCGAUGCAGAUAGCAUAUAACAAUAAUCAAAAGCUGGAUGACGAGGGAUUGCAAACAAUGGUUAUAGAAGCUGAACGAAAUCGUCAACAGCCGACCUUUCACAUAUCUUCCACUGGACUCUGA